Molecule: messenger RNA, 599 nt
Organism: Aspergillus piperis CBS 112811
Lineage: Eukaryota; Fungi; Ascomycota; Eurotiomycetes; Eurotiales; Aspergillaceae
Exons: 3
Coding region: 101-421 (106 amino acids)
Source: RefSeq, a predicted model, not a curated record
GUAUUCUGCGGUGACGGUGAAUUACUGCAUCCGGUAUAGCGCGCCCGAUCGGGGAAAGCGUGUCGCUGCCGCUUGGCAUCGUGGUGCGUGGUCUAUAUGGAUGGCCUCCUCGCCCGCCCGCUUCUUACCGUUGCUGUCCCAUCCUUUGGCGCCGUGUCGAUUCGAACCAACUUGGGCCAUUUUUGGGUCGGCCUCUCCGUCCUAUGUACUUCGCCAGCCCCUCUUACUAAUUCGAUGCGGUCGCGAAAUUGCGCAGACGGCUUGCCUUGACAACCUACAUCGCAGUCAUCAUCGCGAUGGAUCAUACCAUAGCAGCAUCUUGGGGCCCAGUUCGGGUCCGACGAUAAUCUUCGAACCACUAGCUAAGCCGAACCAAGCCACGUCUGCUGCCAGAUAUCGCUCCGUGUGCCCCCUCCAAUGACCAGAGGAUCAGCGAAUGUCUACCGGCGCAUCUGCGGUACUCCUGCCGCUACUGGGUGCUUCAUCUGAACCAAAGCAAGAAUCGUAUCUCCGCUACUGAGACUUUGUCAAUGCUGCGGGAAAGGCUUAUUGGAAGCAGCCUCGCGCCCGGAGAGACAGAAGGAUUGUGAACGUCGACG